AUGUCGCCAGUGAAACUACAGCUGGAAGACCCUGGUGCCCCCGACUACGCCAGUGAGGUCAUCGACAUCCUCAAUCCUGCUAUUGCCUCUGACGACCCCUCAUCCAAAAAUGAGGCCGCGGCGGCGAUCGACGCACUCUGCAAGCGGGAAUGCAAUACAGCUGGCUCAGCAGGCGGGUUCCUAUGGUGGUUCUGGGAUCUGAUCCACGAUCUCUCACGCCAGAUUCCCUAUGACAGCGAAGAGCAAGACCGAUUGGCGGCAGUGAUCAGGAGUCUCACUGAUCUGCCGCCCAGGAAGGUCAAUUUAGGCGAAGAAUGGGGCAGUGGUGAUGCGAGUACUGUUGAACUGUGGACUAAUCUACCCAUGUUUGGCAACACAUUCCGCGAAAAGCUUGAUGAUGAUGACUCUGCAGCAUCCUCGGAAGAUCUCAAGAUGAGUAGACGCAUCAAUCUCGAUGUUUACGCAGCACGGAUUGCAGGGCUUUGCCAUCUGCCCUUCGAAGUCUACGCCAUCUGGGCUUUGGCGGAUUCAUUGGAGGACACAACCGCCGAUAAUACAGGCCCUGCUCUAGAAAAUCAGGUAGAAGGGAAAGCUAGAGCUCACAAACUCAUAAGUGCUGCGGUUUGGAUGAUUCAUGUCGGACACCUCCUGUACGGACGGGAUGAGCAGAUCUCCGGGGCUACUGCAGGGACUUUAUGGAAGCAAGGGCGGAUGCUCAAGGGAACGGAUGGGUUGAGCCCCGAGCGGUGGCAGCUAUGGAAAGGGAGGUUUGCAGUCUUUAGAGAUGCUGACGGUGUGGACGCGGAGUCUCGCCGUGUCGCUCGAGAGGCGCACGCUGUGAUGGAGAAACUCGAGAACAAGUCCCCGCAAUAG
Messenger RNA from Colletotrichum gloeosporioides, 873 nucleotides. RefSeq lists its product as uncharacterized. The transcript is spliced from 2 exons. Lineage: Eukaryota; Fungi; Ascomycota; Sordariomycetes; Glomerellales; Glomerellaceae. The coding region runs from base 1 to 873 and encodes 290 amino acids. The record is from RefSeq and is a predicted model, not a curated record.